Messenger RNA from Rhipicephalus sanguineus (brown dog tick), 1005 nucleotides. RefSeq lists its product as uncharacterized. The coding region runs from base 1 to 660 and encodes 219 amino acids. The transcript is spliced from 3 exons. Lineage: Eukaryota; Metazoa; Arthropoda; Arachnida; Ixodida; Ixodidae. The record is from RefSeq and is a predicted model, not a curated record.
AUGACAGCGGAGGAGUCGCGCCGCGUUCCUAGCAGACUGUCGUCGGCCUUAGCGUCCAACGUCAACCUUUGCAGCGUGAUUAUCAAAGGACUGCAGCUCGGCAACGAGGACCUGGAUGCGCUGGCAGACGCCGCCCGCACGAGCAGGCGCCUCACCGAGUUUCGGUACGUGUCGCGGUCUCUCACCGCCUCGGACGGCACCAUCGGAGGAAGCCUCGACGUAGAGGAGCCCCCGUUUAGGCUGGACAGCCAUGCUUCAGCUGCACUGGUGGAAAUACAGAACUCGACUCGCCGCAACGCCAGCCGUGUGUCGGCAGCUGCCCGUUUUGUGUUGGGCGAGCGAGACACCGGAGAGGCUGCUCUGGGCAUCGAGCAUUUCUACGACCACCCCCACCUGCUGGAGCUGGUGAGGGACGGCGCUCUUGUGGACACCGACGAAGCCAAAGCGAUGAUUUGGAACGCACGCAAGAAGCUGCAAAAGUACAGUCUGGACAAGUUCAUGAGAUAUGCCGGCGUCGUGUUCCAGUCGGUAGAGUGCCAUCCGCAGCAUGACGGCAGGCCGCAGCUCUCUGACAUCGGCGAGGACUGCUGGUCGUUGAUCUGCAGCUACUUGAGUCUCGCGGACAUUGCAGAGACUGCAGGAACCCCGGAGUUGACAUGACCCUCCCAGCCAAUGAAAACGAAGACAACGGAACCUGAGGACAAGUCGAUGGCGACGUACCUACCUAGUCACUAGUCUGUCAUAUGCUGGCUCAUGCUCUUACUGGAGAACCGGAGUGGAACUUUGAACCUUUGACAGGAAUCUUUACGAGAAACGUUCUUUUUUUUCACCAACUCUGUUUUCUUAUCUUUACCAGGACCCUACUCUUAGAUAUGUAAAAAAAAAACUUGCCCCUCUCGACAUGAACCACUGUGUACAAAACCAUAGUAACUUGCUGCAGUAAUCAUCGUACCCGUUUUUCCAACAUGGCGAAGCUCCAAAGUUUUGGUAUUUGCAUAUCUUGUG